This is a messenger RNA of Oreochromis aureus, 1205 nucleotides long. It is a transcript of the gene scpp1, whose product is annotated as secretory calcium-binding phosphoprotein 1. Gene Ontology annotation, biological process: ossification; cell adhesion. The transcript has 9 exons. NCBI's taxonomy places the organism in Eukaryota, Metazoa, Chordata, Actinopteri, Cichliformes, Cichlidae. The record is from RefSeq and is a predicted model, not a curated record. Bases 189 to 986 code for a protein of 265 amino acids.
CCUUAAAUGAGAAUACUUAUAUACAGUAGUCCUUGGAGUUCCCUCCAGCAUAUCCACGCAUCGUGCUUUUACUUCAACUACCAGCUUCCAUUCGAGGUUCAGGACAGACUCCGGAUUUUCCUUAUAGACUGAACGAGGAGCACCAGCUGCAUCUUUUUACAUUACCUCUGAAACCAACUGAAGUAAGAAUGAAGGUUCCCAUCAUAACAUUUUGCCUGAUUGGAACAGUUUUUUCCAACCCGAUUUUACACACUGUCGUUUCAGUAUCAAGCGAGGUUGCAUCAAACUCAACUGAAAGUGUGUCUGUUUCACAAUCGUCUGAAAAUGACACCUCAGAGCUUCAGAGCCCCGAGGAAAACACCUCAAAUCAGAGCUCAGAGUCAGAAUCAUUAGAAUCCACAGAGAACACAUCGGAGGACACAUCAGAGGACACUUCAGAGGACACAUCAGAGGACACAUCAGAGGACACGACUUCAGAAGAGAGUGACAGUCAGUCAGAUGAGAUGGACUCCAUGCCCGAGACCAAAGAUGAUAGCAUGGGCAGUGAAGAGAAUGUCAGAAAGAGCUGGGUACGAGUGUUUACAAAUACAGCGAAAGCCCUUAGUGCAGAGGACAGCAAUGAGCUGUCCAACACAAACCUGCUGGUCAACCCCACAGACAGCAGUGACAGCAUAGAAACCACAACUGCCACCAGUGACAGCAAUGACAGCAAUGACAGUUCCAGCAGCGAGAGCAGUGAGAGCAACGAGAGCAAUGAGACCAAAGACAGCAGCGACAGCAGUGAUGCCAGCAUGAGUACAGAGGACAGCAAUGCCAGGGACAGCACCGAGCUGAAACAAGUGAAAGCCAGGGACUGUGUGAACGGCACUCAGAGCUGCGAAAGUGAGGAACGUUUCUUCCAGAGUGUAGGAGAUGAUGCUCAUUUCUCGGUGGAUAAUCUGAUGGUGCCAGAUGAGGAUGACAGGGAGUUAAUGCUGCGAAGAUGAUGACAUGCUCUUGUGCAGCCUCUCAUUUCCCUUUAUGAACUUUAACACUAUGACUAGCCUGAACACUUCAGGAUGAUAGAUUUUGUUAUAUAGAUUGCUUUAUGUUUAAAAUGACAUAAUGCUACAUGCAGCUGAUUUUUGUGUGAAAAUUGUCGAGGUGAUAUUAUCCUAAGUGUUUACUUUGUUUUUAUAAUAAUAAAUAAAUAAUAUAAUCAUGGA